CCAAUAUUAGCCAUCAUCAAGAUUCGCUCACUUCUCGCUUGCUCUGCCGUUUUAUCUCUUUAUUCCAUUUUCUUGGGAAUAGAUCACCCAACUAAUAAUGCCUCACUUCCACACUACUUUAAUUAUUUUAAGCGCUUAAUCUUAAUCUUAUAAAGAUGUAUUAGACUUCUAGGAUAUCAAAUGAGAGCAUAUAAGAUAUACGCAUCAUUUUCAGGUACAGUUUACAGUUGAGAAAUGGAUAGAAGAGCGUUUGAUGAUAGAAGAAGAAUUGGGACAGUGAAGGCAGCCAUUAAUCUGUACGGAGAAAGAAUUCUUGAAGGUAGUUCUUCACUGAAGAAACCACUGAUGGAUUUACCUGAGAAGUCUUCUUCAAGAGCGAAAGAGCUGCACACUGCAAAGAGAGACAUGGCCAGAAAUAAACAGAGUAGAAGGGCUGCAUAUUCAGUGAAAAAACAAGCAGAAUCUGAGCUCUGGAAUGCAAAAAAGGCACUGAAAGAUCUUGCUUUCCAAACUGAGGAAUCAUCCUCCAAGGCAAGAGCAAGGAUGAGAGAUAUGGAAGCACUAAAGAAGUCAAGUAAGCGUGAAGAUAAGGCUUUGGCGGAUAGGAGUUUCUCAAGUCAUAAAUAUGAGGAAAUGAUGAGAGAAUUGGAACAUGUGAAUCAAGAAUUGAGUAAACUUAAGCUUGAUAUGACUUCUGUUUUGGAAGAGAAGACACGGGCUGAGAAGGAAAUUGAAGGCUCAUGUUCUAAAUUAAUGUCUAAUCUGAGCACUGCGGAAGCACUCAGGAAGGAGAUUGAGGAGGUAAAUGAGGAGCAAGUGCUAGUUGAGUUGGCGAGGAUUGAGGCAUUGAAAGAUUAUGGAGAAAUUGAGGCUCAAAGAAAGAAGGAAGCCAGCGAAUUCUCAUCUGAAAGGGAGACGACUAGAAACAAAACGAAAGAUGUUAUUGAGGAGAUUGAUCGCUCCAAGGAGCUUGGGUCUAAAUUGGCUGGUACAUUAUCAGAGGUAAAUGUGCUACAGAAUGAGCUAAAGCUUGUUAAAUAUAUAGAGAAAAAGGUACUGACAAAUGAUACCUUGAAGCAUUCAGGAGUUAGCUUCCGAAAAAUCGAAAAUUUGGAGGAUUCAAUUUCGUUGAGGUCGAUCACGGAAGAAUUGGAGGCGGCAAAGAAAGAAUUGGCUUCAAUUAGAGAAGAGGGUUUUCAGUUCAUGUCCUCAAUGGACGUCAUAAGGAGUGAGCUCAAACAUGUAAUGGAAGAAACUUUUGUGUUGAAGAAAACAGAACAGAAGGCAGAUUUAACAGUUCAAAAUCUGAAUUCAAAGCUUCUCAGAGCGAAAUCUAAACUGGAAGCUGUAACUGCAGCUGAGGCAAAAGCUAAAUCAAUGGUCUCCAAUCUGUCUUUCACUCUUGAACAGUUAAAGACACAAGCAGAGGUGGCAAAGAAAGAGAAGGAGCUUGUUAGUACAGAAACAGCUAAUAUCAAAGUGGAAAUCCAGAAAACUGUGUCUGAGAUAGACAAAACCGAAGAAAGAUUGCCGACUGCAAUGCAAGAACUUGAGGCAGAAAAAGCAUCGGAAGCUUUUGCUCUUCAGAAUCUGCAAAAUCUUAUUGAGAAUACCAUGAGAGCCAGAGCUUCUGCUUCUCAACAAAGUUCCUCAAUUACCAUCUCAAAGUUCGAAUACGAGUACUUAACUGGACGAGCAGCAAGGGCUGAAGAAAUUGCAGAUAAAAAGGUAGCAGCAGCUCAAGCAUGGGUGGAAGCAUUGAAAGCCAAUGAGAAGGAGAUACUGAUGAAAAUUGAAAUAGCUCAUAGAGAAAUCCGAACGACUAGGGUGGAAGAAGAGCAGCAGGCAUAUAGAACUGAGACGUCACUUUCUGGAAAGAGAGUAGCGGAAGGAGAAAUCGGAAACUGGAGAAACAAGCAUGAGAAAAACACGCAAGCUGAGAACUUGGAAAGACCAUUGCAGAGAAAAUCCAUGAAAAGUAAUGGGAAUUUGACUCCAAGAAAGUCCAUAAAAUGUAAUGGUAACUAGACUCCUCCUAAACGUGGCAAGGUUCGAAAUUCUGCUUCUUCAACAGUCCGAAUGACUCCAGGAUCAACUUCUUUCAUUAUCAGGAAGAAUAAAAAAAGUGAUGCCAAAUUUAACCAAGUUUUAUAGUGGCAAGAAAAUUGGCGAGCAUCCAUGAGAGCUUAACUAUGCUUGAUGUUUAAGGUCCUUAGAAAUAGCAUUGAGAUUCAGUUGGAAAAAGAAUUGCUGCAUAGAUUGAGUGUUCCAAGCUAACAGUUUCCCUUAUUGUUUUUGUAAUUGGUGCUUUGUCUUCCGAGUUUCAACAGUAUUACUUUCAUGCGCUUGCUUAGUUGCUUGGACCUCCAGGUUGAGGGCGUGAGGCAUUCAUGUACGGUAAACUGCAACCUGUGAACGAGUCAUUUUCUCAAUUUUAAGCAUUAGACAUAUGAAAAUGUAAGGAGAAAAGGGUCAACCCCUGACGAGUUGUGCGAAUUUUCUUAAUAUCAUUAAUUUUUGUUUGCCAAGGGCUUUA
Hevea brasiliensis (rubber tree) is the source of this 2536-nucleotide messenger RNA. Its product is annotated as protein PLASTID MOVEMENT IMPAIRED 2. The transcript is spliced from 3 exons. The record is from RefSeq and is a predicted model, not a curated record. NCBI's taxonomy places the organism in Eukaryota, Viridiplantae, Streptophyta, Magnoliopsida, Malpighiales, Euphorbiaceae. Bases 235 to 2028 code for a protein of 597 amino acids.